GAGAGCAUAAACGUGCCAGCAAACUUUCCAAUUGCUGUUAGUUCUAGUGAAACCACCGGCUGGUUUGGUUUAGUGGUGCUCUCGUCUUGUAAAAAAGAAAAAUAUCGCAAAAAUGUCGAUGCUUCGUUUGAUUGGUGCUGAGGCCCGUUUGUUGGCCAAGCGUUCCUACUCAUCGGCCGCACCCACAACCAAAAUGUUCAUCGAUGGCAAAUUCGUAGAAUCCAAGACUACCGAAUGGAUCGAUGUACAUGAUCCAGCCACCAAUCAAGUGGUUACACGUGUACCCAAGUGUACCAAGGAUGAGAUGCAAACCGCUUUGGAAUCCAACAAGAAUGCUUUCAAAUCCUGGUCGAAAACUUCCAUCUUGUCCCGCCAACAAGUCAUGUUCAAAUUGCAGGCCUUGAUCAAGGAAAAUAUGGGUGAGCUGGCCAAGAACAUUACCAAGGAACAGGGCAAGACCUUGGCCGAUGCUGAGGGUGAUGUUUUGCGUGGUUUGCAGGUCGUUGAACAUUGCUGCAGCAUUCCCUCUUUGCAAAUGGGUGAAACCGUUGCCAAUGUUGCCCGCGACAUGGACACCUACUCUUUGGUCUUGCCUUUGGGUGUCACCGCCGGCAUUGCCCCCUUCAAUUUCCCCGCCAUGAUUCCCUUGUGGAUGUUCCCUGUUGCCAUCACCUGCGGCAACACCAUGUUGUUGAAGCCUUCCGAACGUGUCCCCGGCUGCACCAUGAUGUUGAUGGAAUUGUUGAAUGAGGCCGGCUGCCCACCCGGUGUUGUCAACGUCAUCCAUGGCCAACACGAUGCCGUCAACUUCAUCUGUGAUGCCCCCGAAAUCAAGGCUGUCUCCUUCGUCGGUUCCGACCAAGCUGGUAAAUACAUUUACGAACGCGCCGGCAAGAACGGCAAGCGUGUCCAGAGCAACAUGGGUGCCAAGAACCACGGUGUUGUCAUGGCUGAUGCCAACAAGGAAAACACAUUGAAUCAAUUGGCUGGUGCCGCCUUCGGUGCUGCUGGUCAACGCUGCAUGGCCUUGUCCACCGCCGUCUUCGUUGGCGAAGCCCAAAAAUGGAUCCCCGAUUUGGUUGAGCGCGCCAAGAAAUUGAAGGUCAAUGCUGGUCAUGUUCCCGGUGCCGAUUUGGGUCCCGUCAUCAGUGCCCAAUCCAAGCAACGUAUCCACGAAUUGGUUGAAUCCGGUGUCAAGCAAGGCGCCAAAUUGAUUUUGGAUGGCCGCAGCCUUAAAGUUUCCGGUUACGAGGAUGGCUACUUUGUUGGACCCACCAUCUUGACUGAUGUCACCCCCGAUAUGGACUGCUACAAGGAGGAAAUCUUCGGCCCCGUCUUGGUCAUCUUGAAUGCCGAUACCCUCGAUGAAGCCAUCGAAAUGGUCAACAAGAACCCCUACGGUAACGGUACCGCCAUCUUCACCACCAACGGUGCCACCGCCCGCAAAUUCGUCAACGAAAUCGAUGUCGGCCAAGUCGGUGUCAAUGUACCCAUUCCCGUGCCAUUGCCCAUGUUCUCGUUCACCGGUACCCGUGGCUCCUUCCGCGGUGACCAUCACUUCUACGGCAAGCAAGGUGUCAAGUUCUACACACAAACCAAGACCGUUACCCAAUUGUGGCGUGAAUCUGAUGUAAGCCAUACCCAGGCCGCCGUUGCUAUGCCCACCAUGAAGUAA
This is a messenger RNA of Musca vetustissima, 1675 nucleotides long. Its product is annotated as probable methylmalonate-semialdehyde/malonate-semialdehyde dehydrogenase [acylating], mitochondrial. Gene Ontology annotation, cellular component: mitochondrion. NCBI's taxonomy places the organism in Eukaryota, Metazoa, Arthropoda, Insecta, Diptera, Muscidae. Gene Ontology annotation, biological process: L-valine catabolic process; thymine catabolic process. The coding region runs from base 113 to 1675 and encodes 520 amino acids. The transcript has 3 exons. The record is from RefSeq and is a predicted model, not a curated record. Gene Ontology annotation, molecular function: methylmalonate-semialdehyde dehydrogenase (acylating, NAD+) activity; malonate-semialdehyde dehydrogenase (acetylating, [NAD(P)+]) activity.